Messenger RNA from Auxenochlorella protothecoides, 642 nucleotides. Its product is annotated as Leucine-rich repeat-containing protein ODA7. Bases 1 to 642 code for a protein of 213 amino acids. The record is from RefSeq and is a predicted model, not a curated record. The transcript has 2 exons. Gene Ontology annotation, molecular function: protein binding. NCBI's taxonomy places the organism in Eukaryota, Viridiplantae, Chlorophyta, Trebouxiophyceae, Chlorellales, Chlorellaceae.
AUGCAGAUGACAGCUGCGAGCCUGCGCGACAUUUGUCGGCGGCACGAUCUGUUCGUCACCCCGGAGCUAAACGACACCCUGUACCUGGGCAGCUCGGGAAUAUUCAAGCUGGCAUGCUUGGAGCCAUACGUGAAUUUGAAAACCAUUUUCGCCGAUAACAACUCUCUGGAGAGCUUGGAAGGUCUGCCGCCACUUCCCCACCUGACAUGUCUGUAUUUGCAUCAGAACUCGCUGCGCAGCCUUGCCGACUUCCCCGCCCUCCCCUCCCUGCGGGUCCUCAGCCUCUGCUGCAACCACCUGACCUCCCUUUCUGGGCUGGAGGGGAGCAACGCCCGCCUCGAAACCCUGACGCUGUCCGGCAACCACUUGGCCGGAGACCUGGAUGCCCUAGCUACCUUCCCCGGCCUCACCACCCUCGACCUCUCCAGCAACCGCCUGGAUGACAUGGACCACCUCCUGUGCAUCCUGAGGCAGCUACCCCUGCUCAGGGCUCUGUACCUGAGCGGCAACCCCUGUGUGACCAAGGCUGCUGCGUACAGGAAGAGGGUGGUGGGGAACCUGCCACACUUGGCCUACCUGGAUAAGCGACCCAUCAUGCCCCUGGAGCGAGCAACUGCGGAGGCAUGGUGCGGUGGAAGCUGA